AUGGGUUUCACAAUUGCACAAGGACUCGUGAUCAUUGUGGGUGACUCGUACCACUGGAAUUAUGGCUUUAACUAUAACAAAUGGGCAAUCAAACAUGGCCCUUUCUACUUAAAUGACACUCUAGUUUUCAAAUAUGAUCCACCAACUCCAAACACAUUUCCUCACAGUGUUUACAUGCUACCAAACCUCCAAAGCUUCAUUAAAUGUGACUUGAGAAAUGCCCAGAUGCAGGGAAAUGCAACACAAGGAGCUGGGGAGGGCUUCGAGUUUGUGCUGAAAAGGCCAUGGCAACCUCACUACUUUGCUUGCGGUGAGCACGAUGGCAUUCAUUGCCUGAAUGGAACAAUGAAGUUCUUUGUGACUCAAAUAUGCCGCUAUUAUAGAUAA
This is a messenger RNA of Quercus lobata, 387 nucleotides long. RefSeq lists its product as uncharacterized. Lineage: Eukaryota; Viridiplantae; Streptophyta; Magnoliopsida; Fagales; Fagaceae. The coding region runs from base 1 to 387 and encodes 128 amino acids. The transcript has 3 exons. The record is from RefSeq and is a predicted model, not a curated record. Gene Ontology annotation, molecular function: electron transfer activity.